Girardinichthys multiradiatus is the source of this 3923-nucleotide messenger RNA. RefSeq names its product UBX domain protein 6 (gene ubxn6). Bases 124 to 1431 code for a protein of 435 amino acids. Gene Ontology annotation, molecular function: protein binding. The transcript is spliced from 11 exons. Gene Ontology annotation, cellular component: cytoplasm. NCBI's taxonomy places the organism in Eukaryota, Metazoa, Chordata, Actinopteri, Cyprinodontiformes, Goodeidae. The record is from RefSeq and is a predicted model, not a curated record.
GAAGCAGUUUUGUUUUAUGGAUUUUGUUUUGGUCCUUCUCCACCUCCUAGCUAAGUGUAGCUUCGUGCUCUUCGGCUGCUUAUAUUUUAUUUCUGAUGUUUGUUUUACUGACAGCUACAGAAGAUGAAGAAGUUAUUUGAAGACAUUAAAAAGGAUAUCAAAUUUAAAUCUGCAGGACCGGGGAAGAAGUUAACAGAAGAUGCAAGCAGCAAACCUGCGGCGGCGCCGUGCAGCUCCAGCUCCAAGCAGAGUCGGUAUGCUCCCAGCGAAGGAGCGCAGAGGGCAGGGGCCGCGGCCCUGGCGCGGGUCGAGCAGAAGCAGCGGCCCAAGGUGCACACCUCCCAGGAUGCCAUCAGGAAUCAGGUUAAAAGAGAACUGGAGGCCGAGGCCCUAGCUGAGAAGGACAAUGCAGUCACAGCUGAGGGAUCCAAAGUGAAAGAUCCCGCCUGUCUUUCUGUGUCAGGUGUCUACUUCACCUGCCCUCUCACCGGCGCCACGUUAACGAAGAGUCAGAGAGAAGUACACAUUAAGGAGGCUAUUCUGAUGCGCUUUGAGGAGGAUGAUAUUGAGGCUUCUGUUAUGAUGGUCCACACAUUUAACAAAGACAAAGAGAAAGUGAAGGCAGCUGUGGACAUCAUCAGCAAGUAUGUUGAAAAUAUUUGCAAGAACCCCUCAGAGGAGAAAUACAGAAAAAUAAAAGUCAGCAACAAGGUGUUCCAGGAGAAAAUACGUCCUGUGGAGGGCUGUUGGGAGUUUCUGCAGGCUUUGGGCUUCAUAAGUGUUAUGCUGCCUGUGGAGGGCCAAGAGGAGGAAGAGGAGUUCCUGGUGUUGCCGGAGCAAAGUGCCGAUGUCAUGGAGCUGAUGAAGGAGCGGAGAGAUCGUCUCCAGAGAGGAGAGCCAGUCAGAGCUCAGCUGGACCGGCAGCCUCAAGCUUUCAGACCGUCUCCUAACGCUCAGCGCUUCGAGCUGCCGCCUGAGUUCUACAACCUGACAGCAGAAGAGCUGAAGAAGGAGCAACAGCAGAGAACUGAGUUGGUGGAGAAGAACGCUAUGCUUCGCACAAAAGCCAUGAGGGAGAAGGAGGAACAGAGGGAGAGAAGGAAAUACAACUACACCCUGGUUAGACUUAGACUGCCUGACGGUAACUUGCUCCAAGCCACAUUCUAUGCCUGGGACCGUCUGCCUGCGCUCUUUGAAUUCAUCCGCGAGUCCCUUGUGGACGGCUGGCAGCCCUUUGAAAUCAUCGCCCCUGGAGGUCAAAAGAUACAUGAGUCUGAGGAAGUUACUCUAGUGGAAUGUAACCUGGUCCCUGCUGCCCUGCUCACAUUUGCCUGGGAUGCAGCUGUGCAGGCUGACAUUGCAGCUGCAGGUGGAAAGAGCCCCACUCUCCUCAAACCAGAGCUGCUGGAGAACAUUCAAACCCUGAGCUGAGCAAAGACGUCGCACUUUGUCCUCAAACUGUCCCCUACUACCUCCCCAUGUCCCUCACUCAAUCGCUGCAGAGCUAAAAUCGCCUCUUGUGUUGUGAUGUAUUUAUUUUUACAACUUCUACUUAAAGUUAAAAAUAGUAGCAGGAGGCAACUUCACCUUAAGGGAUUUGUUUUUGUUGAGCGUAACCUUCUCUCCAUGUGGGGUCACCCUCCAACGUGUCUCUGAAGCACUUUGUAUUAAAGGACACUACUAAGAUGUAAGGGACGUGUUGGCUUUCUGACAUGUCCUGGAUGUAGCAGUCCAUCAGAUAGAGGACAUGUUUUAUGUGUCAUCACCUCCUGCCCUUUCUUACCUCCAGUGUCUCAGCUGAUUACUGAAGUUGCGUCGUUCAGUGCAACAGUGUAAUGGACGUCUUGAUGUGAUCAUUUUCUUUUCAGUGUUCAAGGUGAGCUUAGUGUUGGCUGUUAGCGGAUGAUCGUCUGCUCUUCGCGUGACUCGAGUGCGGCUCCCUUACUGUAAACAAGCUUCUGUUGCCUGUAGGUUCUCUGCUGGGCCGCGAGACCCGCCGCACUUUCUGGUGUUGUACAGCAGACUCGGCAGCGUCAAUGGGAGCACGAGACCAUUGAUCAGUCAGAAACUAAAUAUUAUUUUUGUUUAAUAACCGGAUAAACGCUGAGAGUUUAAUAGCAGUACUUAUAUCAUGAUGCUUGCUGGUACAUAUUGAUCAGAGUAUCAUUGAAAAGUUGAUUUAUUUCUGUCAUUUAGAUCGGUUGGAUUCAUUAAAGCUUACAUUCAGUUUCACUUAAUAGUAAAAUAUUACAGCAGAACCCAUUACAAUCAUUUUAAUACAGAAAUGUCUGCCUAGUGAAAGCUGCAUCCAUAUCUGGUGCAGUAAAUGUACUCAUUACUUGGUCUGGGCUCCUUGAGCAUGAAUUACAGCAUCAGCUUGUGGUUCUGCUGAAGUGUUCAGGAAGCCCGGGUUGCUUUAAUUAAGGCCAUCAGCUUGUCUGUUGGCUCUGGUCUCUCUCGUCUUCAUUAUGGGUACUUUUGGCAGAGUGGGAAUGUGUCAAAUCCUGCUAACAGAUGAAAUCAGCAUCUGAAUAAAGGUUUGUUAGCAGACGGAAGCAUGAAAUACUCCAAAAUGUCCUGGAAGACGGCUGCGCUUACUUUGGACUUGAUAAACCACAGUGGACAAACACCAGACGUCAUGGGUCCUCUAAUCAUCACUGACUGUGGAAACUUCCACUAAAGCAUCUUGAAUUCUGUCUCUCCACUCUCCAAACAAAAACGUAUUCUCAUCUGAGAAGACGAGCCUCAGUCCUUUAGUUUUUUCUAAGUCUAGACAAACCACUUCUGAGGUUGUCUCUGGUUCCAGAUUGGCUAAAGAAAUGCAACGGUUGCAGUCCAUGAAACAGACAACUCUUGAAGCGCCAAAUCCAGCUGCGGUCCACUUCCUGUGAAUCUCACCAGACAAAUCAUUUCUGUAUUAAAACUCUGAGAUUUUCUCAGAAACCGCAUUGCAAGCCAUAAUCAACCUUAGAAAGAAACGGCUGAAAUAUAUCGGUGUGUGCCGGAUCUACAGGAGUACCAGUUUGACUUUCUGAAUUAUAAAUGGACUUUUUGAUGGUCUUCUAAUUGAUUGAGAAACACCUGUACUUCAGCAGUUCAAAGCACUUUGAAGGAUUAUUGUUUUGAAUAAUUCUCUAAAUCUAAACCUUAAACAGUGGAUUAUUGCCAAUAAAGUGAUAACUUCGGCAUUACAUUAGUUAUGGGAACACAGACCAAGCAGAGCUGCAGCAGUCCUUAUAAAUAUGUUUGGUAAAAUGUCCAUUUUUUUUUUACCACCUCACCUCAGUCAGUCAGGUGUUGCUUUUAUUUUCCGUUAAGCUCGAGUUCAUUGUGAGGAGAAACAGAACAAAUCGGCAUCUUUUCUUACUUGGAGAUAUUUCUCUAUAAACAAGCAAAGCCAUUGCUAUUAAAAUAGCUAAAUAAUAGCUUCUAUAAUUGCAUGAAAGUCACAUGUGAUUCUUACAUUUCAUAUCUCUACAGACUUUAACCUUCCACCUCGUGAUUCGCAGGUUUAUGUUUUAUUCUGGUGGUUUUUUUCUCGGAAUAUGAAUCGAUACCAUGUAUAUGGAUACAAAUGAAUUGUUUUGCUAAUGUUUGGUGUAGAUAAUUUCCUACCUCUCAUCGUUACCAAUGGUUUCAACAUCUUUAUUCUAUGUAAUAUCUGAUGCAGCUGCCAAUUAAGAGGAAGUUUCUGUCAAAAUCCCAACAUUGUUUUUGUUCUGCACUCUUCCAGUUUUAACUUGAUUACCAGUCACAUAUGGGUUUAACUGUUUGAUUAGCAUUGUAACCUUUAAUGCAUUAUUGAGCAGCUGUGAUUUAUACAUCAUGUUUUGAGAUGUGCUCUGUUGCUUUUGAACCUGCCUGCUCUAAAGAGGUCUCUCUACCCAACUGCGUAUUUUCUUUAAUAAAACGAAAAGAUCUGA